GUAACUAGGGGAGAGAUUAGGAGCAUCAAACACAAAGAGAACCACAUAACGAAAUGGGAUCACCAGUGGCCUUUUUGGCAGCAGCUUUGCUUGUCUUAGCAUUAUCUCUUGGUUUUGUAUCUGAAACCACCGCAAAUUACUAUUAUUCUUCUCCUCCUCCGCCGGUGAAGCACUACACUCCUCCAGUUUACAAAUCUCCACCACCACUUAUUAAACACUAUCCAGCUCCUCCAGUUUACAAAUCUCCCCCACCACCCAAGAAGCAAUACGAAUACAAAUCACCUCCACCACCGGUAAAGCAUUACUCCCCUCGACCGGUUUACAAGUCUCCUCCACCACCGAAGAAGCACUACGAGUACAAAUCACCACCACCACCUGUCUACCAGUCUCCCCCUCCUCCAGUGUACCACUCUCCUCCACCACCAAAGAAGCACUACGAGUACAAAUCACCACCACCACCACCACCGGUCUACCAGUCUCCUCCUCCUCCAGUUUACCACUCUCCACCACCACCAAAGAAGCACUACGAGUACAAAUCACCACCACCACCGGUCUACCAGUCUCCUCCUCCUCCAGUUUACCACUCUCCACCACCACCAAAGAAGCACUACGAGUACAAAUCACCACCACCACCGGUCUACCAGUCUCCUCCUCCUCCAGUUUACCACUCUCCACCACCACCAAAGAAGCACUACGAGUACAAAUCCCCACCACCACCGGUCUACCAGUCUCCUCCUCCUCCGGCCUACCACUCUCCUCCACCACCAAAGAAGCACUACGAGUACAAAUCACCACCACCACCAGUCUACCAGUCUCCUCCUCCUCCAGUGUACCACUCUCCACCACCACCUAAGAAGCACUACGAGUACAAAUCACCACCACCACUAGUCUACCAGUCUCCUCCUCCUCCAGUUUACCACUCUCCUCCACCACCAAAGAAGCAUUAUGAGUACAAAUCUCCUCCUCCUCCAGUUUACCAGUCUCCCCCACCUCCAGUUUACCACUCUCCUCCACCACCCAAGAAGCAUUAUGAGUACAAAUCUCCUCCUCCUCCAGUUUAUCAGUCUCCUCCUCCUCCGGUUUACCAUUCUCCCCCACCACCAAAACACUAUGAAUACAAAUCUCCUCCUCCUCCCGUCCACUCUCCUCCUCCACCGGUUCACUACUCACCUCCUCACCAACCCUACCUCUACAAAUCUCCACCUCCUCCAUACCACUACUAAUUAAUCGUCUUCAUGGAGUUGACGACAGUACAAGUGAACAAAGAAUGUUUUGGUGAUAAAAUAAAAGACGCAAGAUCAUUAAGAGAUCAUCUAAACGGAUAUAUAUUCUAAUGAUAAAGUUUCCCAUUCAAUGUGUUUUUUUUUUCAUAAAUAAGUUGUUGCAAUAAACUGCAAACAUGUUGAUGAUGUGGUCCCAUUCAUGCAUGCAAAUUAGUCAUAUGUUGUCCUGUUUUCCAAUUUCUUCAGUUUUAAAGUUUGAUUACUUAAAUAAAAUUGUAAGCUUUAUUUUUCA
Molecule: messenger RNA, 1515 nt
Organism: Brassica napus (rape)
Lineage: Eukaryota; Viridiplantae; Streptophyta; Magnoliopsida; Brassicales; Brassicaceae
Product: extensin-3
Exons: 2
Coding region: 54-1223 (389 amino acids)
Biological process (GO): plant-type cell wall organization
Molecular function (GO): structural constituent of cell wall
Source: RefSeq, a predicted model, not a curated record